GUUUCACUGGUAGAAAGUCAGGUAUUAUUUGGCGCAAUAGUAGAUGGGCUGCAACGUUUUCAGCAACGUGGAUGCUCGGGCAUCUAAACCGUGAUGUAAAGUGGACAAUUUACGGAAGACAUCCACAAAAUGAAGACACUAGUGUGCCAUGGGGUUAUCGGCAUUAUCGUUAUUACCAUGGGUACCAUUCUUAUGGUUGUGUACAACAACAGCUUCACCGACACGUCAGAGUUUCACUCAGAGAAGCCCGGGAAAGCGCAGCCUAAACCACCAAGAGCCCUAUCAUCAACUCUAGAGGGCUACACUGGACUCAUCAAUCAACAGCCUCUGAGGAUGCACUGUAACUGCUGUGCCCUGGUGUCCAGCUCCGGCCACCUUACUGGCAGCAACCGAGGAGACGAAAUUGACCGCACCGAAUGCGUCAUCCGCAUGAACAAUGCCCCGAACGGAAACAAUUUCAAACAGGAUGUGGGCCGGCGCACUAGCCUGCGCGUCAUCGCCCACUCCAGCGUGCAGAGGGUGCUGCAGAGACGGCAGGAGCUGCUCAACACCCACCAGGACUCUGUCUUCCUCUUCUGGGGACCCACCAGCUCCAUGCGGCGCGACGGCAAGGGCAGGGUCUUCAACAACCUGCGUCUGAUCAACCAGCUACUUCCCAAGCUCAAGGUCUACGUCAUCUCCCCCCUCAAGAUGCUGGAGUUUGACGAGCUCUUCAAAAAUGAAACGGGAAAAGACAGGAAGACCUCUAAAUCGUGGCUGACCACUGGCUGGUUCACCAUGGCCAUUGCCCUGGAACUGUGUGACAGGGUCAAUGUCUAUGGCAUGGUGGCGCCGGACUUCUGCAGUACUCCCUCUCAUCUCUCGGUGCCGUAUCAUUACUAUGAGCCCUCUGGCCCAGAUGAGUGCUCCCUGUAUCUCUCCCACGAGCACAACCAUAGCGGCGGCCACCACAGCUUCAUCACGGAGAAAACGGUGUUCGCCAACUGGGCCCAGAAGUAUGACAUCCACUUCUACCAGCCAGACUGGCGCCCGUCCUCCACUCUCAAUGGAAGCAGCUCACACACACCUGCUACAGCUGUCUCCUGAUACCAGAUAAACAGUCAGACAGACAGACAGAACGGUCCACAGGACCAGUGGCGACCCGUCAUUCAGGGCAGGUGGGGAAGAGCACCACCUGUUUUGAGCCCCACCUGUUUAGCAAAAAAAGGAUUAUACAUUUUUUCCUCCCCCUGUUUGCAUGUUGUUUUGGCAUUAAUACGUGUCACAUAUCAGUUUCUAAACAAUGUAAAAAAAUAAAAAUAUAAUUGAGUUAAUAA
This is a messenger RNA of Oncorhynchus masou masou (cherry salmon), 1316 nucleotides long. Its product is annotated as alpha-N-acetylgalactosaminide alpha-2,6-sialyltransferase 5-like. The record is from RefSeq and is a predicted model, not a curated record. Gene Ontology annotation, biological process: oligosaccharide metabolic process; ganglioside biosynthetic process. Bases 130 to 1086 code for a protein of 318 amino acids. Gene Ontology annotation, molecular function: alpha-N-acetylgalactosaminide alpha-2,6-sialyltransferase activity. Lineage: Eukaryota; Metazoa; Chordata; Actinopteri; Salmoniformes; Salmonidae. The transcript is spliced from 5 exons.